AUGGCCAAGGACGUGUUUUCGGUACCAAUCUUCCUCGUCGUCUUUCGAGAGACAUUGGAGACGGUAAUCAUUGUAUCUGUGUUGCUGGCUUUUCUCAAACAGACUCUCGACGGCCCUGAGCGAGAUGUCAAGACGUACAAAGCCCUUCGCCGCCAAGUUUGGCUCGGCGUUGCUGCGGGAUUCCUCCUCUGCAUGAUUGUUGCCGCUGCCCUCAUAGGUGUCUUCUACACCGUCGGAUCAAAUUCCUGGGAAAGCAACGAGAACUACUACGAGGGGGCCUUUUGUCUGUUCGCCGCCGUCAUCAUCACAGUCAUGGGCGCUGCCCUUCUCCGAAUCGGUAAGAUGCAAGCAAAGUGGCGUGUUAAGCUUGCCAAGGCUAUCGAGUCGCCCAUAAAAGCCGGCUCCAGGGGCUGCUUCUCUCACUGGCUAGAGAAGUACUCCAUGUUUGUGCUGCCCUUCAUCACCGUUCUUCGCGAGGGUAUUGAGGCUGUUGUAUUUGUUGCUGGUGUCACCUUCUCGGCGCCAGCAUAUGCCGUUCCCUUGCCUGUAGUUGUUGGCCUCCUAGUUGGCGGCAUUAUCGGUUACCUUUUGUACAGGGGUGGUUCUGCUGCCAGACUGCAAGUUUUCCUGGUUGCCUCAACCUGCCUCCUUUAUCUCGUUGCUGCCGGUCUCUUUUCCCGCGGCGUUUGGCAUCUCGAGGCACAGCAGUGGAACAUUGCCGUUGGUGGCGAUGCGGCAGAAACUGGCAAUGGGCCAGGUUCGUACGACAUUGACAGGAGCGUUUGGCACGUGAAUAGGACGAAAGAGUCGCUGACUGCAUCCAAGUGCUGCUCACCAACUUCCCCUGGCGACGGAGGAUGGGGUGUCUUCAACGCCAUUCUUGGCUGGCAAAACUCUGCUACGUAUGGCUCAGUUAUCUCCUACAACAUCUACUGGAUCUUCGUCAUGGCUGGGUUUUUCGUGAUGCGGUUCAAGGAGACCAAGGGCCACUGGCCAUUCAUGAAGGCCAGGGCUCCCGGCGUUGCGGAGAGCGACAAUGGCAGCGCCAGCCAACCUGACGGCGCAGUUGGGAAGACCGCCUCCGCAUAG
Molecule: messenger RNA, 1089 nt
Organism: Metarhizium album ARSEF 1941
Lineage: Eukaryota; Fungi; Ascomycota; Sordariomycetes; Hypocreales; Clavicipitaceae
Product: Iron permease FTR1
Exons: 4
Coding region: 1-1089 (362 amino acids)
Biological process (GO): iron ion transmembrane transport
Cellular component (GO): plasma membrane; high-affinity iron permease complex
Molecular function (GO): ferrous iron transmembrane transporter activity
Source: RefSeq, a predicted model, not a curated record